AGGUAGGCUUUGGUACCUGAGGGUCACUACUUCCAUCGAGCCAGCCGCUCUCAGCUCCUACUGCUGUGCUUGCCAGAUCUACUGAUGCAGCUCAUUAUAGGUCAGGAAGGCAAUGGGGACUGCCACCUACAUGUAUCUUACCUUACCUAUACUUCCAGUUCAGGUCUACACCACUACAGAGCCGCAGCAUUUCAACAUCAAGUCCGGUACCUCAUCAUUAGAAAACAUACCACAAACCAUCGCACGCCUACAUCGCUUAGAGGCCUCAUUUUCAUCACAGACAUGUCCAACGCCUUUGCUACAUCAGCAAUGCGCACCGCUCUCGAGCUGGCUACUCAAGCAACAGCAGCCAAUGGACACAGUCUGCAACCACCUCCAUUUCCGUUGAUGCAACUGCCGAAGGAGUUGCGCGACAUCAUUUAUCAGAAAAUGGCAGAAGACAUCCAUAUCGUGAGUGUGAACCAGCGCCUGGACUACACAUUCCUUCGCUCUCACAUCCCGAUCCUGCGAAGCAGUAAACUCCUCGAGAAGGAUUGCCUUCGCCAGCUGCUGCAGUACGCAGUAAUCGAGCUCCGCGUCCGACACGAAGGACUAUCAGGUGUGGCCAGGAACACGCGCUGCAUCUUAUCGCCGUACCGUCGCUCAUUGUUUCUUCUUCAUCCUCUACGGUACGAAGUCAUGCUGGUCCAACCCGUACCUCCACUUUCCGCAAUGCCGUCGAACCCCCAAGGAACAUUCAGUCGAUUGAAGCCAUCACACUCACAUCGAGCCUACUACCAUCGCGCAGAAGUCAUGCUCCGCACAAAUCUCCGACUGCCACUCGGUACCAUACCCCCCCGUGCGAUGAUGCAUAUGGACAGGGAUCCCGCAUGGUACACGGCACUUUCGAGAAACCAGAAUUUGUACGUCGUCUUCGCAAGUCGAGCUGUCCCUGCAGGCAUAUACCUCAAGCGCUGGAUUCAGAUGUUGGAAGACCUACAGCCCGAAUUGCGAUUUCACUAUCGGGUUCGGGUGCCUAGCAAUCAGCAAUGCACAUGUCCUUCGGGUCCAUGCCUUCAGGAGUUGCAAAAUGGGAGUCAUUUGAGGGCCGCUCGAGGACUCCUUCGGUGGCAUUGUGCCGAUGCGAUAGUAGAAAGGGAGCUUGUAGCGAUUGCAGAGGCUUACGAUAUAGCGGGUUGUCUUGCGUUUAGGUCUUGA
Messenger RNA from Sphaerulina musiva SO2202, 1197 nucleotides. RefSeq lists its product as uncharacterized. The coding region runs from base 85 to 1197 and encodes 370 amino acids. NCBI's taxonomy places the organism in Eukaryota, Fungi, Ascomycota, Dothideomycetes, Mycosphaerellales, Mycosphaerellaceae. The transcript has a single exon. The record is from RefSeq and is a predicted model, not a curated record.